Brassica napus (rape) is the source of this 2101-nucleotide messenger RNA. RefSeq names its product bifunctional protein FolD 4, chloroplastic-like. Gene Ontology annotation, molecular function: methenyltetrahydrofolate cyclohydrolase activity; methylenetetrahydrofolate dehydrogenase (NADP+) activity. The coding region runs from base 932 to 1945 and encodes 337 amino acids. Gene Ontology annotation, biological process: tetrahydrofolate interconversion. The record is from RefSeq and is a predicted model, not a curated record. Lineage: Eukaryota; Viridiplantae; Streptophyta; Magnoliopsida; Brassicales; Brassicaceae. The transcript is spliced from 5 exons. Gene Ontology annotation, cellular component: cytosol.
UGGAACCUCGUUUCCAUUUAGCUAGUUCUUUAAGACAGUUUGAUAUUACGUUUCCAUGCAGAAGAAUUUUUUUUUUUUUUUUUUUUUGCUAAAAUGAUGUAUGCAGAACAUAUUCCCGAAUGCAUGUUCCAACCAAGUCAAAGAUCUUCAUAGGUUUUAAUGCAAUCUCAAAAUUUCUAACAUACCAAAAAAUAUAUGAGAAAGUACGUUUAAAAGCUGCUCAUGAGGGUAAAUGGUUUGUCUAUAAGUCUAUAACCAUUCCUGAAAUUUUGGGUCAUAUAAACCAUUUAUUAAGAAUUUUAAUAAAUAAAAAAAAAAUUAUGAAUUUGAAUACUUAUGUUUAUAUAAAUUUUUUUCAAAAAAUUUAGAUAUCAGAAACAAAUGUUUUAUUCGACUUUGCCCAUGAUCAGUCUAAGCUAAAUUCAAUAGUCAUUCACCAAACAAUUGCACAUAUAUAUGAAUCUUCUCACAUAAAACCCUAACCCUUGAGGACUCUGUUAACCACCGUCUACAAGUUUAUCAUCUUCGCCGUCAAAAAGUAAAAACAAAAAAAAAAAAUCCUAAUCUGCCAAUAAAGUAGACUCCAGCCGAUCUUUUUACUUGCGACACAAGAUAAUAUAAUAUAUCUAAUUAUUCAGAACCUACCUUGCCUCGCAAACAAAGACAGAAAGCCAACCUACCUUGCCUGUAAGCCAUUCUAUAAAUUGCUGUGUUUGGCGGCGUUGGGGAAAAUAGUGUAAUUGAGAUUUGACUGAUUUUGCCUAAGUAAGAUAACAUGUUUAAUUAAGAUGAUAUGGCAAUUUGAUUGGUUGUGAUAUAUUUGUGUUGAUGUGGCAGCUUUUUUAGAAGCUAAGAAAUUAGUGCCUUUUAUAAAUUGGAGAUAAUAUAUGGAAAAGUUCUAUUUUAUUGUUUUUGUUAAACCCUAAAGCUGAUGGAAGCCAAUAUCAUGAGAUCGUUGAUGGGUUGUACCUCCUUCACGCCGUCGGUUCUCAUCCAAAAAGGAGCCAUCAUCCCCCGCCGAUGCAUCUACCAUCUCUGCUUAAGGACAGCUGUGUCCGCCCAUGGCUCCUCUUCUGAUGCAGCUAUGGUAAUUGAUAAACAGAAGGUUGCAGUAGACAUCUUACAUGAGAUCAGAACGGAAGUCUCAAGAAUGAAGGAAUCAAUUGGCAUGGUUCCUGGAUUAGCAGUACUCCAUGUUGGGGACACAAAACUCUCCACACCUUAUUGGGCACCUUGUGGAUUUGUUGGCAUCAGAUCAUUUGAAGUUCAUCUAGCCGAAGAUACGACAGAAGAGAAGACGUUGGAAUGUGUCUCAAGCUUCAACGAUGAUCCUUGUGUCCAUGGCAUCCUUGUUGAGUUGCCUCUACCAACGCAUAUGGAUGAGCACAAGAUAUUAAAUGCGGUUAGUAUAGAGAAAGACAAAGGAUUUCAUCCAUUAAAUAUUGGACUGCUUGCUAUGCGCGGAAGAGAACCCUUUUUCCUUCCACAGACUCCAAAAGCAUGCAUCGAGCUGUUACACCGGAACAACAUUGAGAUCAAAGGAAAGAGAGCUGUUGUUAUCGGCAGGAGUAACACUUUUGGUAUUCCAGCUGCUCUAUUACUGCAGAGAGAAGAUGCAACUGUUACCAUUAUCCAUUCAAAAACCAAGAACCCUCAAGACAUUACAAGACAAGCUGACAUCAUAAUCUCUGCCGUUGGUAAACCAAACAUGGUCAGAGGAAGCUGGAUAAAACCGGGAGCAAUCAUCGUCGAUGUUGGGAUUAGUUUUGUUCGAGACCGAACUGCUCCUGAUGGCUUUCGAUGGGUCGGAGACAUUUGCUAUGAGGAGGCUUGCGAAGUUGCAUCAGCUAUCAUAACUGAUGUUGGUGGCGACGGACUACUGGAAUCAGACAUGCUUCUAUCGAACAUUUUGACAUCAGCCAAGAGAAUUCACAAGUUCCUGUGACCUUAAAAUUUAUGCAUAAUUUCUUUUCAGUUUUGUUAAAUCUUAGGUUUUCUUCUGGUCGUCCGACAUUGCAGAUUAUCUUAUGUUCUAGUGUGUUUUUGUUGAAGUUAUCUCAUAACUUACUGUGACCUUAAAUUCAUGCAUUGUUUCUUUUCA